Paramecium sonneborni is the source of this 1191-nucleotide messenger RNA. The record is from the annotation of a GenBank genome assembly. Lineage: Eukaryota; Ciliophora; Oligohymenophorea; Peniculida; Parameciidae.
AUGAUAAAGAAGAAAGAUAUAAUACUACUCAAGCAAUUCUUAAAUUAAGAAAAUCAUCCAUAUUUCAAAUACACAAUUAAAUAAAGAAUACUUCAGAUUUUUCAAUAAAUCUUUAAAGAUCAAGAUAUCAGUCAUGUCUAAGUUAUUAUUAAUUCUAUUUUACAUAUUUAAUGGAGUUUAGGAGAUGAAAUUAUCAAUACUCAAUUUAAUAUAUAAAAUUAGAAUUGUUUAAACUCCAAAUAUAAAUGGAAAAUGAUUAAAUUUUAUGAUAAUUAAAAAAUCACUAAUCUUUCUCAACUUAAAAAACAACAGAUAUUUUUUCAAAUUAAAUAAUUAUAAAAAUGUUUAACUAAAAAAUCUGAUUUAGAAAUUUUAAAUAAAAUUAUUAAUCAAAUAAGACUUGAUCUACGGAGUAUAUAUGAAGAAUACUCUCCGAUUUGUGAUGUGCAUCCAAUUUCAUUUAUUAAUUCAACUUCAGUUGAUGAAACAUUAUAGUAUCAAGAAAAAUUAGAUAAAAUAAUUGUCUCAUAAGAGGUAUGAAUAAAUCUCUAUUAUUAAGAAUUCUGAGUUCGAUAAUGAUAAAUUUGAAUAAUUAUUAAAUAAGAAGAAAAUUGAAAAAAGAACUUAUUAAAAAAAAUUUAAUUUUGGUUUCCAAUUUCAUCUCAAAUCAAUGAAGUUUAAUUUUCAAAAUAUUUGGAUAUCUUUUACAAUCUAAAUUAAAAAGAAAAUGUCAUAAUUGUAAACAAUAAAAAUUAUUUAUAUCAUAAAAUUACUGGUUUUCACCUAAUAACUAUGUUGCAGGAAAAAAACUAUUAAGAAGAUGAUAAGAAAUAUAAUUACAAUUCAAUGAAAAAUCAACAAAGACAUCAAAAUAAUAAUGAUCAACUAAAAAAAGCUAGAUAGUUAUUGAAAUAGAAUAUAGAGAAAGAAAUUAAGUAGCAGCAGUAAUUGUCAUUAUAGAAUGAAUAAGAUCACUAAACCAAUAUGAUUUUAGAUUUUCUGUGGGCAAAAGAAGAAACUAUUAAUUUUGAUAAGAUUAAAAAGUUGGAGUAAUUUCUCAAAAAUACUUAAAACCAAUAUUUAACAAUGAUAGUGGAAUAUAAUUUGAAAUAUUUUAAUAAAUAAUUUCUAAUAAACAAUACAAUUUUCAUUGAUUUGGAAAUUAAUAUCAAAAUUCAUUUUUUAAUAUGA